This is a messenger RNA of Folsomia candida, 1007 nucleotides long. RefSeq names its product trypsin-1. Gene Ontology annotation, molecular function: serine-type endopeptidase activity. Lineage: Eukaryota; Metazoa; Arthropoda; Collembola; Entomobryomorpha; Isotomidae. The transcript has 3 exons. The annotation marks the transcript as partial. The record is from RefSeq and is a predicted model, not a curated record. Gene Ontology annotation, biological process: proteolysis.
AUCAGUUUUGCGUUUUUGUUUAUUAUCCCCAAAGAAUAUCCUUCCGUUGCUGACUUCCGGAUCGUCGGUGGAGAAUUAGUCACUAAUCCUGAAGAAUUUACAUAUCAUGUAUUUAUCGAAAAAAUUUGGAAUUCUACCAAAAUUUUUAAGUGUGGUGGGGCAAUUUAUAAUGAAGAAAUAGUCAUUACCACAGCCCACUGUUUAUACUUUCCGAAAGAAUUGGGUGGCGAAUUGGCUAAACCUAGGAAAAUCUGGGUCACGGCAGGGACGCAUGAUCUGAUCACGAAAGACCCAGAAGUUCGUAAAUUUGAACAGGUUUCUUGGGCGAGUGAGUUGUACCCGCAUCCGCUUUUCCGCUAUACAAAUUUGUCGUCAAAUGGCUCCCAAACUCAGGGUCAAAUAUUUCCUGUUCAUGAUAUCGCCCUUAUCCGUCUCAACAAACGGUUAAGAUUUACUGAACGAGUACAGCCCAUCCAACUCCCGGAUUCGGACAACUUUAUAAUCAAAGGAAAUGGGACAGUGGUCGGAUAUGGGAGGAAGGAAGUGACGGGGCGGUGGACGCGAGUGCUGAGAAAGGUGGACAUUCCUUUAGUGGAGUGGUCAAAAUGCAAAAAAGUUUUCAGUGGAGUUGCCAAUGUGUCACAGGAAAUGUUUUGCACGGGGACGAAGGAAGGCGGAUUGACCCCUUGUCAAGGUGACUCUGGUGGAGGUAUAACAUGCAAUGAAGAUGGUCAUUCAGAUCGGAAAAUUCUAUGUGGAAUUGCUUCAUUCGGUGCAAAAAAUUGCGCAAAUUUUUCUGUUUAUACAAGAAUUUCGGCUUAUCGAACGUGGAUACAGAGCAUUGUGGGGGAUGGCAAGGAAAACUAAGUACUAUUUAUUUAAGACUUUUCAAUUACAAUUAAAUAGAAAUUAAGUACAUGUAAAUUAUUUUACUCUGUUCACAAAAAUUGCUUGCUUUAAGAUGUAAAGAUAUAAGAUGCAAAUAUACUGUAAUUAUGGAAUAUCAA